CACAGUGUGGAUACAACCAGAGUGUGACAAGACUUUUUAUUUUAAAAGAAAACAGGAUGGAAUUUGGAAACUUGACCUCCUGGCCAAGUGCUACUACUAAAUGAAACAUUAAAAAGGGGGGGACAAUCCAAGAAAAAAAUUUCUCAGAAAGGCCAACUGCUGAGCAUGACAGAGACUGAAUUACUCAUUAGAAGUGACCUCUCCAGGACAGAUCGGAGGCAUAUGGAGAAUGAGCCCAAAUAUUUGUUGUCUUUGUAAGCUAUUCAGAGAAGACGAAAAUGGGAUCACUUCUAAAGUGUCAUUGGAGGAAGUGCUACAGUGGUCCCAAUCUUUUGAAACACUGAUGACUACUAAAUAUGGGCCUAUAAUCUACAAGACCUACCUGAAGACAGAAUACAGUGAUGAGAACAUUGAAUUCUGGCUUGCAUGUGAAACUUACAAGAAGAUUGAAUCACGGAGGAAAAGGAUUUCUGUGGCCAGGAGAAUUUUUAAAAAUUACAUUCAGCCCCAGGCGCCUAAAGAGAUUAACAUUGAUAGUCCUGCAAGGGAAGCUAUUAUCAGGAAUAUUCAAGAACCAACUCAAUCCUGUUUUGAUGAAGCUCAGAGAAUAGUUUACAUGCACAUGGAAAGGGAUUCAUAUCCCAGGUUUCUUGGAUCAGAAAUCUAUCAGAAACUCAAACACAGGCCUUCAGACUGACAGCAAUGACUCAAUACAUUAAAGAGGGAGACUAAGGAUUUAGCAGAAGAGACUUCCUUCUGGUUUAUUAAUGUUUUCAAAUGGUAAAAGAAGAACAGAAGAAAUCAGCCAAUGGAUGAAUUUUCCUUACAAAGAAUGGUAGUUUGUUCUUAUGCAGAUAUUAGAGCUGAACAUAAAAUACUUUC
Messenger RNA from Emys orbicularis (European pond turtle), 882 nucleotides. RefSeq names its product regulator of G protein signaling 13 (gene RGS13). The record is from RefSeq and is a predicted model, not a curated record. Bases 230 to 697 code for a protein of 155 amino acids. Lineage: Eukaryota; Metazoa; Chordata; Testudines; Emydidae. The transcript has 6 exons.